AUUCGGACAAGAACGUGUCUUCAACCUCUUCUUGAACUACUUACUCAUCUACUCACUUCAUUUGUUCUUAGGUUGCCUGAAAUCGGUUACUAGAUACUAGGGCACCUCCAUAAAUUGACAUAUGGAGCGACCACCUCUCGCGACGUUUUCUUCUACAUCAUACUUCGACGAUCGUGGUCAUCACGGAUACGCACAACCAAUCACUGAACAUGUCAAUCCUCAUUCGCGCCCUAUAGUUUCGUAUUACUUCCCAAAAUAUGUAGGCGCUCAACACUAUGGCGAACAUCAUCCCAUGAAACCUCACCGGUUGACUUUGACCAAUGCGCUCGUUUUGGGAUAUGGUCUGGACAAGCAGAUACAUCACAUCUACAGUCCUCGGUCCGCGACCCAAGCUGAGCUUGAAGUAUACCAUGACCAUGAUUACAUCGACUUUCUCUCUCGGGUCACUCCACAAAAUCAGAAUGAAAUGAAACAUCUGAUAGACACUUUUAACUGUGUCGAGGACUGUCCCAUCUUCUCGGACAUGUACGAAUUCUGUCGCGCCUAUGCUGGAAGCUCACUGGCCGCUGCUCGGAAACUCUGUGCCGGUACUACCGAUAUCGCUAUAAACUGGUCUGGUGGCCUUCAUCACGCGAAGAAAGCCGAAGCUAGUGGUUUCUGCUACGUCAAUGAUAUCGUCUUGGCUAUUCUUGAACUUCUCAGAUAUCAUCCUCGUGUCUUGUACAUUGACAUUGAUAUCCACCAUGGUGAUGGUGUCGAACAUGCUUUCUACCACUCGAACCGUGUCAUGACCGUCUCCUUCCACAAAUACACUGGAGACUUCUUCCCAGGAACCGGAAAGCUAGAUGACAAUGGUGCUGGUCUAGGGAAACACUUCUGUCUAAACGUCCCCUUGCAGGACGGCAUUGACGAUGAUAUGUACCUAACACUAUUCAAGACGGUGAUAGAUGACACAGUAACAGCGUUCAGACCGGCCGCUAUUGUACUUCAAUGCGGUGCUGAUUCUCUGGGCUGCGAUCGAUUAGGAGCAUUCAACCUAUCAAUCGCUGCUCACGGAGAAUGUGUCAACUUCGUCAGAAAAUACAACGUUCCACUCCUUGUCGUUGGCGGUGGAGGUUAUAACAUUAAGAACGUCAGUCGCUGUUGGACUUACGAAACCGCUGUACUCGUUGGCGCAGCCGUCCCCGACGAGCUUCCUGUGACGAUUUACGACGCGUUUUUCCGGGACUCCCACUGGAAGCUACAUCCACCUUUGACAGGAAAAGUUGACAAUCAGAAUACAGCAGCUUCGUUGCAACGGAUCACCCUCAAUAUUCGUAAUAAACUACGUUACUUGCAGGGUGCUCCAAGCGUCCAACUGCAAGAGAUACCACCCAACCUUGCUGGAUGGUUAGAGGACGAGGAGCGAUCGAAAGAGGAGAAGGAUGAAGAGAGGAGUACUGCUCUAGCUGGUGAACGCAGGGAAGAUCGGUCAACAGCAAGGAACGAAUUCUUCGAUGGUGACAACGACGUCGACCAAGACGAUUCGGCCUCAGCAUCGACAUCAACUCCUCCUACGCGCGGAAGAGGAGCAACAUCAGGGCGAAGAGCAAGAGGACGCGGAAGAGGGCGUGGAAGAGGACGAGGGCGGGGUACCGCUAUGGCUGCAGCGGCGAGUAAGGGUGACGGUGAUGAGGAGGCCGACGAACCAACACCAGCGCCUCGUGGUCGAGGAAGGGGUAGGGGAAGAGGUCGUGGUCGAGGGCGCGGCAAGGCACAAGAAAAAGAUAGGGAUCGAGAUAAAGACAAGGGAUCUGAAAGUGAGGCAAUGGCUGUCGAUAAUGAACCGACACCUGCAACGCCGGCUUCGCUUGACGUCGAUAUUGCAUGAUUCAUAUAGCUAUGAUUGUAUGUUCUUGCAAUUUGCAUGGACCACCACCACUAUUAACACGAAGGAGUAAUCAGAAGUGCGGCUGCUUCAAGUUCAUUGAAGCUGGAAGCAAAAAUUAUCUCGACGCCAGCAGGAUUCGAACCUGCGCCCUCAAAGAGGAACAGAUUUCUAAUCUGUC
Somion occarium is the source of this 2048-nucleotide messenger RNA. The record is from the annotation of a GenBank genome assembly. Lineage: Eukaryota; Fungi; Basidiomycota; Agaricomycetes; Polyporales; Cerrenaceae.